GUCGGGGGAGGGCUGGGGCCAGGAAAUGAGGCAGGAAGCCGGGGCGGCCGAGAGGAAGGUAACGGCGCUUCCCUCCCCGCCCCGGCUCGCUGGCCGCCCCUCUCCCCCGCCGGCGGCCGGGCCUGGCUGCCUGUCCCGACCCGGGCCGGCCCCGACCCGCCGGGCUGAGGCUCCCGCCCCGCUGCUGGGGCCGGCGGGGCUGGAAGGGCGGCGGCCGGAGGCCCGGCGUGCCCCUGCCCGGGCGGGCCGGGGUCGGGCCCGGGCUCGGCCCCAGCCCCGCGGCCCUGGCCCGCUUCGGCCGUCUCCGAGGGAUUACGUGCCGCAGAUAUCUGUGAAUUGAGGUCCUUUUGCAUCACCGUUAUCCAGGAGCACUGGAAUCCCCCUCACUCCCCUUCCUCCCAGUUUCACCUCCUGCUGUAGCUGAGCUGUUGAGAUAAUGGAGCUCAGGACUGUGGUAGCCACCGUGGAAAGUGGGGAGCAAGACACAGUUCUCAAGGUGCUUCAGAUCUACAACCAGGAGAAAUCUCAGUGCUUCACCUUUGACGAUGAGGAGCGGGAAGAGAGGAAGAAAAUGGCCCAGCUGCUGAUCAAGUUCCUGGAAAGAGAGCUGCAGCCGUCCUGCCAGGUCACAUGUUUGGAAAGCAUCCGCAUCCUGUCCCGGGACAAAUACUGCCUUGACCCUUUCACUACCAAGGAAGGCUUGAAGACCCUCUCCAGGCAUGCUGGCAUUGAUUACUCAGAGGAGCUCAUCCGGGAGGUCCCAGACUUGGAUGUAAUCCUGGAAUCCCUCAAAUGUCUCUGCAACAUUGUCUUCAGCAGCCCUAGGGCACAGGAGCUGACAGCUGAAGCCCGGCUGGUGGUGGGCCUGGCCAAGCGCAUCAAACUGUACAACGAGAGGAGCCUUCCACAUGAGGUCAAGUUCUUUGACCUGCGUCUCCUGUUCCUGCUGACGGCGCUGAGGGUGGACAUCCGGCAGCAGCUAGCCCAAGAGCUCAGGGGCAUCAGCCUGAUGACAGAUACCCUGGAGCUGACCCUUGGUGUAAAGUGGAUGGACCCCUACGAAGUUGCCACCGAGGAGGGACUUCUCCCACCUUUGCCUCGGCAGGAGACAGAGCGAGCCAUGGAGAUCCUGAAAGUGCUCUUCAAUAUCACCUUUGAUUCCAGCAAGAGGGAGGUGGAUGAGGAAGAUGCUGCUUUGUACCGGCACUUGGGUGCCCUCCUGCGCCACUGCCUCAUGAUCUCUGCUGAUGGAGAGGACCGGACAGAGGAGUUCCACAGUCAUACAGUUAACCUUUUGGGCAAUCUGCCCCUGAAAUGUCUGGAUGUCCUCCUGACCCCGAAAGUCCGGCCAGGCUCGCUUGAGUACAUGGGUGUCAACAUGGAUGCAGUCAGCAUCCUGCUGGAUUUUCUAGAGCGACGCCUUGACAGGGGACACAAGCUGAAGGAGAGUUUGACCCCUGUGCUGAACCUGCUGACUGAGAGUGCCCGAGUCCACCGCCAGACAAGGAAGUUCCUGAAGGCGAAGGUGCUGCCUCCGCUCCGGGACGUGAGGAAUCGGCCAGAGGUGGGGAACUCGCUGCGGAACAAGCUGGUGCGUUUGAUGACCCACAUCGACACUGAUGUGAAGCACUGCGCAGCAGAGUUCCUGUUCGUGCUCUGCAAGGAGAGCGUGUCGCGGUUUGUGAAGUACACGGGCUACGGGAAUGCAGCUGGGCUCCUGGCAGCACGAGGCCUCAUGGCUGGUGGUCGGGAAGAGGGAGAGUACUCGGAAGAUGAAGACACAGACACUGAGGAGUAUAAAGAGGCAAAGCCCAACAUUAACCCUGUGACAGGACGUGUUGAGGAGAAACUACCCAACCCUAUGGAAGGGAUGACUGAAGAGCAGAAGGAAUAUGAAGCCAUGAAGUUAGUCAACAUGUUUGACAAAUUAUCUAGAGAGCAAGUCAUCCAGCCCAUGGGCAUCACACCAAGCGGCAACCUGGCCCCCAUGGAAAAUGCCAUCCGCGACAUGGCUGACGAGAGAUCGUCGUCCGACUCGGACCUGGGACUGGACUGAUCCAGACCUCUCGUCCCCAACCUCUGAGAGCUGGGGACCCUCCAUCCGCUCUCCCUCCAGAACUGGUGCUGCACCCAGAGGCUAGUACUGGGCCAGGACUCUGCCUGUGGGAUCUGGAUCCAGCCUGGACCCCUCACAGUCCACAGCAAGGAACACUUCCUGCUCCUUCCCAGCUCCAUAACCACCUCACCUUCCUGAGGGUCUUCAUGGCCUGCCUCCACCUUGGUCUUUCCUGUCAGCACCCUUGAGGAUUUCAUACUCCAAAUUGCUUCCAGGACUUUCCAGUAGGAUUUUUUUUAAAUACAUGAUGCUUGGGAAGAAAGGGGGAGUGGGGAAAUCUUUGCCACACCAUCAGGGUUCAGCAAUCUGCAGAGCAUCUUGCGUAUGUGCCAACGUUUGUGUGGCCACUUGUCAGCACGUGUGUCGCUGUGCGUGGCUACGUGUGGCUGGCCCUAUGCAGGGGGAGCUGCUCCCCAAGAAUGCAGGUGGGAAGAUGGGACUGCAGGAGAGGCGUGUGAGCGGUUAUUCACGGCAGUUCUUGGGGAGCGGUGUCUGCGGGGUGUCUCGGCAUAGUGCAUCCAUUUCAUCAGCAGGUAGCUGUAGAUGUGCGCUAUGUGUGCGCGGCUGUGAGCGUGAUGGUGUCUGCGCAAAACCAGGAGUGUGUGGACUUACGAGUGUGUACGUGAGUGCAGAGGGGAGUAGUGGUGUGCGCACUGUGGGGAGGCAAGUAAAGCCUUUGUGUGAAGCUUCCAGCAUUCCCAUCAGCCACAGGAGAGAAACGUGCAGGUGACUGCCAGGAACACUCUGAUAGUCUCUGGCACUGUGCAAUGUUCCUGUUACCACGGGGUUUAGUUUUUGGCAUUAGCCUUUCCCCAUCUCACGCUUUCCAAAUGAAAGGUUGAAAUCUGUGCUUUGUCUGCUGCGUCCUCAUCUGCUUUGGCUUUCCCACAGGUCCACUGCUGUUUGCACCCAGGGGCUGGCGUUGGUCCUGUCCUUUGCUGUGGCUUAGAUUUGUCUUUUUUUUUUCUGUUUUUUUUUUUCUUUUUAAAGAAAAUUGUUUUAAAGAAAAUCUUCCAGUUUGUCUCAUGUACCAGAGUUCCAAAACUUACUGUCACAAGUAGGAAUGCAAAAGUCAUGCUAGAAUAAAGAAAACCUGAUAAAUGGG
Messenger RNA from Harpia harpyja (harpy eagle), 3221 nucleotides. It is a transcript of the gene RIC8A, whose product is annotated as RIC8 guanine nucleotide exchange factor A. Gene Ontology annotation, cellular component: plasma membrane; cytoplasm. NCBI's taxonomy places the organism in Eukaryota, Metazoa, Chordata, Aves, Accipitriformes, Accipitridae. Bases 437 to 2056 code for a protein of 539 amino acids. Gene Ontology annotation, biological process: G protein-coupled receptor signaling pathway. The record is from RefSeq and is a predicted model, not a curated record. The transcript has 11 exons. Gene Ontology annotation, molecular function: G-protein alpha-subunit binding; guanyl-nucleotide exchange factor activity.